UAGUCAGCAAGCAGAAGUGAAUACACCAGGUCAUGGAAUCCACCACGUCCCUGUCCUGCUGGACGCAGGUUGCGCAGUACUUGGUGUCGUCCUUCUCCCCCACCUCCGCCGCCACUUUCGACUAUGAUCUGAGGGAUGUGCCUUACUCGAUGCAUAUGGUGCUCCCAAACUUGAGCCGGCGUGGCAACACCCGCGCCUUCUUCAACCUGAUGCUGACGUGUCGACAGCUGUACCACGACUUGCCGUGGGCCGUGCCAAAGUGGUGCCUCGUCGACAUGCUUGAAGUCCAAGCAAGUGCAGGGACGUGGCACUGGCUCGACACAUUCCGCAAAGGAGGAGUGCCCUCCCUGCCCUUGCCUUGCUCGCGCGGCGAUGCUGACGCUGCUGAUGGCUCCGCGCAGUCGACGUGGCUGGAGGGGCGCUUCCUGGCAUACUGCUGGCUCGGUGUGACUUGGGACAGCGAGUGCCCUUUUCUCCUGAAAAAGAUGGCUUCGCCUCCAACCACAUCACACUUCUGGCACAAGUUUGCUCGCUGCGGCCGCUUGUACUUUGAUGGCCUGGACAAGGUGGAGGAAUGGGCUGCCCGCACCCUAGAACUAGAACAACCGGGCGACGACGCGCAUGGAUGGCUCGGCAAAGACACCAAGGAUUGCGUCGCGCCUCGUCCAGAGGUCGAUGCAGACACGGCAAGGUCGGUCGCGGCAACGCACGACCCUCUCGAACAACAACAACAGCAGCAACAACAACAACAACAACAACAACAACAACAACAACAACAACAACAACAACAACAACAACAGCACCAGCACCACCAGCACCAGCACCACCAGCAGCAACCCUGUCGUCCGGCACUUUUCACAAUGCAUGCGGAUAUAAAGGGUCAGCGUGGUGCAGAUCGCUUUGAUCGAGUGCGUACGACGCUCCUGGCUGGGGUGCGCGGUGGCAAGGUGGUGUUGCAGUUUCAGCAAUACGGACCACCCUUGCGAGAGCGGCAUGUGGUGUCGCUCGUGGCAUUGAAUAUCGACAGGCUGAAUAUCAACGCCACUGACGACACAGUGAUCAACAAGCUGUCGCUUCGUAACGUGCGCCACAUGCAGCUGGUGUCAAGAGUGAAGCCCCGUACCGUCACCAGUGACUGGCAGAGUGUACAAAGCUUCGAGUUGCAUCGCAUUGCGAGCACGUGUGACGUCAGCUCCCUCGUGGGCAUCCCAUGUGUGGACGUGUCACUGUUAAGCAACAGCUUGACAGCUUCUCCUCCUGACCCCAUCAACAGCUCUGUCAAUGCCAUGAUCGAGGCUGCAACGGACGGCGUGAAGCUCGCUUUCCUGUCCUUGUUAGCCGACAUCACCAUCCAAGCGAGGCGCGUUCGCCUCGACCACAUGCAGAGCGUUCCAGACCAGCUGCACCUGCCAAAUACCACGUACAUUGAGCUGCUGGCUCGCUCCGGUGUGAAGCAGUUCACGUGUCCUGCUCGACUACAGCGCCUGGUGAUCGACGAAGUCAUGGGCAGCCCCCCUGCCAUCCCAGACUUUGAGCACGCCGCAGAGGUGCGGCUCAACCUGCGCCACGCGCUCACGCGGGACCAGCUCUCCUCCCUUGGCCGUCGCGUCGCCAUGCUCGUGCUUGCUGGCAACACUGUGUCGAGCAUGCAGCACGUGGCAGCCAUCCCACGCUCCGUGUACGUGUGCUUGGAGGAUGUCCACGUUGAGGGAAUGGUGCCACCGUGUGUGCGGGAGCUGAGGGCACGCAUGCGGGGUGACAUGUCCGCCAGCGCUGUGGCCUCCGUGCCACGUCUGCACGUGAUUGGACAAGCCGGGGUGAGAGGACCCGUGCCGUGCAUGCAUGACUGCCACCUGCUCUCGGAGAGAAAAGGGGGCGCGACCUGCCUCGAGCACCUGGCUAUUGACGGGGAAAUCAGCAAUUGCGACCACCUUGCGCUCCGCCGCUGUCGUGGAUCCGUUGCCGUUGCAUCAAUCGGUUCAUUCGCUGCCAUCGCAGCGUGCGUGGGGGUGGACAUGACGGCCGGGACAGGGGAUGAAUGCGUAACGAGGACAGACGAGGAGAAGAAGAGGCAGGAGCAGAAGCGGCUUCUCUACUUGACGCGCGUGCGGGACGUUGCUAGCUGCGAGCUUAUCGACUGCACGAUCCGCGACUUUUCUCGUUUCCGGGGCGUGCAGCGGCUUGUUCUGGAUGAGUGUAGGUUCGACAGCCUCGACAAUCUCCCGCCAAUCCCUUGUCUCGUCGUGCGUGCAUGCAACACCAGCGACUACAUCCGAUGGCCAGACGCGGUCUUUGUCCAGCGAACAGUUGACGACAUACGACGGCGGCUCGGUGGUUAGGGAGUUUGUGCCUGUGUGCGUGUGUGUGUGUGUGUUUGUGUGUGUGCGUGCUAGUUUGUGUGCGUGUAUGUGUGGAAUGAGUGUGUGUGUGUGCGCGCUCUUCGGGCCUCUCCUUUCUCAGCACCCGCCUUAUUCCAAGGCAAGUCCAAGUAGGAACAAAAGGCCAGAGCGACACAAGUUGCCAACUGUCAUACUCUUUGCUCAAGCCGGUUGUUGUUGCUGCGUUCAUGUGUAUCAAUCAAUCACACCAAGAAGAGAACUAGGCAGCAGGCCGACAACUCGCUUUGCAGCAGUAGAAACAGCAACACAGGGAUACAAGGAACACACGGCGCAAUACAGUCGAAGAACUCAGGACGCAACAUCAUGCAACGGUGCUCGCUCGGGUUACUUGCCAUGGCACUUCUUGUACUUGCGCCCGCUGCCACACGGGCAAGGGUCGUUCCGACCAAUCCUCUGAGGUUUCGUAGCGUGCAAUCAUGACAGCGCACAAGGCAAACGCAAACGAGAGUGAGUUGCCAUAUCUUCACAAACGGCGCCACCACCUCCUCCCCGCUUCCCUCUAACCCCCUCGCUUCCUCUUGCACACCUUGGCUGCCGGCGCUUUGGCUGACGACGACGACGACGACGACGACUUGCGGGCAGUGCCAUUUCCACCAGCUUUCUUCUGUUGCUUCUGCUGCUGCGGCUGUUGCUUCGUCUUGGGCCGUGGCUCACCCGUUCCCCGCUGCUGCUGCUGCUUCUGCUUCUGUUGCUGCUGCUGCUGCUGCUCUACUAGCGUGGUGUCUUUGUCCUUCUCCUUCUCCUCCUUCGUAGGCGAGGCUUCGCUCUCCCUUGUGUCAUUGGUGGUUUGCGUCUUCUGUUGUGUUGGUUCUGCCUGUGUUGGUGUCUCUGCUGUUGCACCGACAUCAUCAACUUUGCCUGCCUCAUCACCAUCGUUAUCAUCAUCAGCGUCGCUUGCUUCACCUGUCCUCUGCGUUGCAGCAUCGGCGGGUGGCGGAGGUGGGCUGUCGCCAUACUUGUCUUUGAAGCACCUGCAUUUCCGCACAGGGUGAGACAGCGUGCGUGUUUGUGCGAGCGUGUGCG
Messenger RNA from Salpingoeca rosetta, 3422 nucleotides. RefSeq lists its product as uncharacterized. Lineage: Eukaryota; Choanoflagellata; Craspedida; Salpingoecidae. The transcript is spliced from 2 exons. The record is from RefSeq and is a predicted model, not a curated record. The coding region runs from base 33 to 2339 and encodes 768 amino acids.